Molecule: messenger RNA, 1876 nt
Organism: Vitrella brassicaformis
Lineage: Eukaryota; Vitrellaceae
Source: the annotation of a GenBank genome assembly
GGACACUUUAGCGCUGAACUGCCGAUGGGAUGCGUUGCUGGCUGUUGAUCUCCGUGAGCCUUUUCAAUGUCCUUCCCGCCCCAAUCUCUGCACAACAAGGCAACUCUGCAAUGGAGGAGCCUCGAAGGUACGGUUGGUCCAUCCUCGAGCAGCUGCAAGUCGGCCCUAUCGGCUUCCCCAUGCUCAUCCCGCCGCCAUUUGCACUGCCAAGAAGGAGCCUCGGGCGGGCAGCCAGCCAACCUCAGCCAAAACUCAGUCCCGAGUACUCGUCGGUGUUUGGCAUAUAUCAAGACGACAACCUUGCUGGGCUGCUUGUAGGCACGAUGCAUUUGCCUGUUGCCCAGCUGAUGGAGAAGGGCAUGUAUAAUGUGAGCUUUGUGGAGGCCGUCGUCGACCGAGUCGACCCUGAUGCAUUCUAUGGAGGUGAAUUUGUUGAAAACAUGGCCCGAACAAUGGAUUUCGAGUACGUCUGUGUGCAUGCUCUUGUCUAUGGCGGGCUGCAGAGGUGGAUAAGUUCAACGAGACAGCCGAGGAGCUCACUCGCAACUGCACCAACCUACCCGAGGGCCAGACAGUGGAAGAGGUGCUGGACAAACACCCUGCCAUCCUGGUAAGCCUUCAGUGAACAUGCACCGACCUGCCAUGAACACCACUGGCUCUGCUGCUGCAGGCAUUAUUCCGCCGGUUGCUGGGGAUCAUCGAAUGUGUGAGCCCCAAGUGGGCCAGGAGUAUCAAUCGCAAGGUGCUGCCCUGGGUCGAGUUCGACCUCAUGGACUUGAUCCUAAAGGGCUACGGCUUCGAUGAGAGGAGGGUAUUCGACUACCAUCUGGCGGUGCUGGGCAGCCAGCGGGGCAAGCCGUCAGGAUCGCUCGAGACAGCCGAGUAUCGAUGUGACAUGUGGAGAGGUCAGACAGAUAGUGCACGUCAAAGACGGAGGGAGGCACGGUGUCUGCAGUGUUUGCCCUCCUUUCUGGGACUGCAGGGCAGGUCAAUUACGUGUCUCUGUCGACCACGCUGGGUCAGCUGUACGUCCGCUUGAAAGCUCUCGAGGCCAUGACGGGCGGAUUCGCCACCAUCCCCAUCGCCCCAAGCAACGACACAGCUCAGCGGCUGGUGGCCAACUGCACUGACCCGGCAGCUGGGGUGCAGGUGGGCGGCGUCGGUCUCGAUGUGGCGUCCAAGAAGUUGUCUUCAGCCGACAUGGAGUUCCCAGAAUCUGUCAAAGAGCUGGAGAGGAAAGAGGGUACGCCGGUCCGCCACGCUCAGAUAUGUCUCGCCUGACCGUUGCCCCUCCGGUUGUGUCUCGUUUAGGUAGCGACAAGGUGACGUCUGACAGCUGGGUGGCGCAGUCGAUCGUCCCUCGGAACCGAUUCAUGGCCAAGAAAAUCGACGGGGUCAUCCGGCGGCCCCCAUAUGAGUCGGAUUGCCCUUCUCCUGUGCCCCUGUUCUUCGCUGGCGACCUGCACGUGACGCCCACGACGUUCUCACCCAAUCCUAUUUUUCACCCCUCCCUGCCCGCCCUGUUGCGCGAUGAGAAGGGGUACGGUGUGCGGAGGAUCAAGCGGCUGGACGACGUGCCCGCCAAGAGAGAGCGGUGUGGUGAGAAUGGAGGCAGCAGCCUGCUGAGGCGGCUGGUGGGGGAUAUGCGGGCUGCGAGGCUGCUCUUUGUCUGACGAUGCUUGAUGGGAUGGAUGGGGGCAAAUGUGUGUGUUCUCUAGUAUUUGCGCGUGUGUGUGGUGUCGCGACCGUCACGAUGCGUGUGUGUAUGUGAGUCGAUCGACGCGGGUCGUCAUAUCAUUCAUGUGUAGAAGGAUAUGACUCUUGUACUCUUGUACUCUUGUAUGUCUACAUCACUCGACCGUCAACUCUACAGCCG